Messenger RNA from Mycena citricolor, 1881 nucleotides. NCBI's taxonomy places the organism in Eukaryota, Fungi, Basidiomycota, Agaricomycetes, Agaricales, Mycenaceae. The record is from the annotation of a GenBank genome assembly.
CGCGCGCGCUGAGCGCCCGUGUAUGCACCCUGCUCGAUUGAUUACAAACGAGCUCAUACCGUAUGCCAGCUCCGCUGUCGAUCUCAGCAAUGCACUGAAAAGCCUGGCUCGUGGGGAUAGCCACAAUGAGAAGCUGUACGAGAAUAUCCUCAAGCCAUGCCUACUUCACAGAACGUCUAUACGCGCCAACAGCCACACGACAGCCGGUCAUCACCCGAAGCCAUGCACCGUCGAAGUUCAGUUCCACGAACACGGGCGUUUCCACGUACCCGACUUCUUCAGCGCUAUAGGUCGACUGCUCUCGUCGGCAUCCCUUUCGUCUCGGCGGUUGAAUACGGCUCAGCGAAUAGAGCUCCUCGCGGCGCAUGCGAAGUUGUGCAAACUGUCCGCCCCGCUCGUGCAAGCGCGUGCGCCUACGACCGUGCAGAUCCUCUGGACCGAAAACAACAGACUCGACACACGGAUCGCGCUGGGAUCGAGUCUGGCGUGGGUGAAAGACCGCGAGCUGUUCCAGAUGGCGCGCGCCGUGCGGCGGCAGACGCUGGCCGACCUGUGGAGCAGCGCGCUCGCCACGCCUACACCGAUGCAGCGCGUGUUUCCUGCCUCGAAUAAUGGCGCGUUUGGGUCUUGCUGGGGCGAUUGCGCAGAGGCGAAUACAUUGGCCGCACUUUGGCGCUCAGUGCAGUCUGGGACACCGUUGGGCACACUCGCGUUCAAUGUCGCUUCUCUCAACGCCGUGCACGAACGUUCUGGCCAGAGCGCUUGCGAUGUGAUUCUGUCGUGUUCCAACCCUAACCCAGACCACCUAUUCUCCGUCUUGAAGCACGCCAACGCGCUGCGGCCAAUGUGUAGGAAUUGCCUCCAUUUGAAGGAUGCUCUGUCAGCCAGAAUCGUCGAUUUCGCCAUCGUGGAAUCUCAUGUGACAGCUCAAAAUUCGAUCCACCGGGAGGAUCGUCAUAUCCAGGCCAGCAGGGAGGUGGCUUUAGCGUAGCAGGAAGGUGCAGGAGUCGUGGAAGACGUUCACCGCGUUAGUCUCCGUGACUGAUUCCGUCGACUCACUGGGCUUGCAAAUUCUUUCACAGUUUCAGAAGCAUCAUGCCACGCUUCAAAGAAACUGGGAUUCGGCCGACGUCGAUUUAACCGAAUAAAGGGAUACCCCCAUAUCACUAAGCGCCCUGUCAGGUACCCUGGUCUGCCUCCUGGAUCGAUCAUCCAACAUAGGGUUACAUUAUAUUGCGUGUCGCAGUGACCUCACACCUCACCUCGCCUUGCACUCGCGUUCCCGUUAGACACGCUUGUCAUCCCAUAGCCUCUACCUCCAAUCACCAUCCGCAUAGAGCUCUUCACAGUUUCAGAAACCUGCGAUGAGUUCCUGGCUCAACUACUUCCCCGAACUCUCCGGUCGAUCUACGUACUCAUGCUCAAUCAAGUGCGGAAUCGCGUAGACUUCCUGCACAAAGGUAAAUUUAGUGUGUGGCUGCCUCCACUGUACCUCGUGCUCGACAAGUCCCGCUUCAAAAACCCUCGCAAUGGUGCCGCUGCAUCCCCUCCCUCUCCAACCAUGUCCUUCCAAACUCUGUCGCCGCCCUCAUAUCCUCUGCUACCUGAGCCGUCCGACCUGCUGCGUCCGCCGAGAGCGUGCGGCUGCCAGUGCCUCGCACGCUGUCGCUGUGCCUGCUCUUGCUACGCGCACUGCCUGUGUCAGGCCACGUGCACAGGCGGCUGCGCCCUUGCAAGGAACCUGGUGGUGUUUCUGGACGAAGCGGGGAGGCAGGUGUGCGGCCGUUUCCAUCCGACUACUCACCCCGGUGGUUCUGACGGCGGCGCGCUUCGUGGCAGGUUGCCAGCGCAUUUCAGUCAUUCUAUAAGCGUGUCUCGACG